This is a messenger RNA of Soboliphyme baturini, 1230 nucleotides long. The record is from the annotation of a GenBank genome assembly. Lineage: Eukaryota; Metazoa; Nematoda; Enoplea; Dioctophymatida; Soboliphymatidae.
AUGAUAGCGGAUUUGCUGAAAAACGUCCAACACGCUAGUCCGCAAAUUCGAGAAGCUCAAUUACGUCUGGAGCGUAAAUUAUUAAAUAUUACGGAGCUGUACCAGGAUUAUGCUGAGGUAUUCAACUUACCAGAGUGCAAAUUGGCCAUCUUGCAUUGUGGCGGACACUAUGAUGCGAAUCUCAUUGAAUUAACUUGGCGAGAAAUCGUCGACAAAGAGAUGGCCUUGAUCAAGACGAAACCUGCCGAAAUUCAAGCGAAAUUAUUGUUGACCAAACUUUCGCUCACUCUUCAACGGUGUGCAUUGUCUGAGAGAUACAUACCUAUAGAGUAUUUGCUGAAAACCUUGUUUUCAAUCGCACUGUCUUUCCGAUUCCCAUUCGAUUGGAUAUCACAGGUCGCAGACGUGUUCGGUGCAAGCCAGGAUUCUCUACUCGAUAUUUUAAAUCACGGCUAUACGUCAGGGGAUUUGACCGAAUAUCAUGCAGCUGAAGCAGAAAUUUAUCUAAUGGAGAACGUGCUAGCGAUAAUGAAGCGCUUUUUGGAUAACAUGGCUAUAGUCCCUCCAACUGAAAGAUCCAAAUUCUGUACCGUCUGCCUGGAUACCGUAUCGUUAUAUACGGUUGAACUUUACGGCAAGCCAAGCAACCCAUCUAACCUCGCGCUUAUUCAAGAAUUUGAACUGAUCGAAACAAAGCUUGAAAGGGUGUCUCGCCGUUCACCUGAUAACAACAUCCACAUUUCCUUGCCAUACGUUCGGCGGCUGAGUGAAAAGCUGCGACGCAUUGGAUCUGCUUCCGGACUCAACGUGGUAUUCAAAACUGGUGCUACUCUACGUAGCCGACUAAGCUACCUAAAGACCCAGAAACCUAAGGAGCAGGAAGCAGGCUGGGUGUACCAACUCCCGUGCAUCUGUGGUGCGGUUUACAUAGGCGAAACGGGUAGUACUGUUGAAGAAAAGAAGACAGACCACAUGAGGAAUUUGACCAGAGAUCGGAGACAGACGAAGGACCCUUGGGUUGUAAAGGCAGAAUGCGAGAAAAAUUCUGCCAUUGUGGAACAUACCCAUCAACACAACAUAUCGUUGGACAGAAUGAAAGGUGUCGCGCGGGAACAACAAUAUCUGUCCCUCAAAGUCAAGGAGGCGUUAUUGAUCCAGGCAACCAAAUGCAUCAAUCGUGACCCUUGGACAGACGUCGGCGGCACAAGGACCGAGAACAUCAAGCGGUAG